Messenger RNA from Rhizophagus irregularis DAOM 181602=DAOM 197198, 1959 nucleotides. RefSeq lists its product as uncharacterized. NCBI's taxonomy places the organism in Eukaryota, Fungi, Glomeromycota, Glomeromycetes, Glomerales, Glomeraceae. Gene Ontology annotation, molecular function: lipase activity. The record is from RefSeq and is a predicted model, not a curated record.
GAUUCAGAUUCACCAUCAUUUAAUCUUAAUUCUAUAAUCUAAGAUAUUAAAUUUGCAAUAGUUUUUGGUAGAUAACCAAAAAAAGAGUAUACUUUGCAAUUUUGAUGAUCAUUUGUCCCCCGUAUUUUUAAAGUACAACGGUUGGGUUACCGAAUAGGAAUAAUUAGACUUUUUAUCCAUCUUUUUAAAUAAACCCCCCGUGUGAAUAUCAACUAGGAACCGUGGGAUAAUAAACAAUAUAUUAUUUAAAAGUACCCAAAAAAAUAUUAUCACAUGUUAGUACCAGUACAAGUAAAAACCGGAAUUCAUAAUAUCUAUACUUAUUCUAAUAUAAAUAGAACCAUUAUUUUUUGCACUACAUUAUAGUUUUACUAUUUUGAAAAAAUGACAGACUUUUUAAAAUAUUCUUCAUUAAUAAUUUCUACAACAAUAAAACAUUAUCUUAAUGGACCUCCAAGACCUUCAUGGGAUUUAAAAAGUCAUUUAUCUUUUGCAAAGUUUGCAUUUUUAGCCGAUAAUACCAAAACAAUUGAGCAAUUUCAAAGUAUUUCACUUCCUAGUCCUGCAAAAGCUGGCGUGAUUAUAAAUGAAUUUAAGAUAAAUAAUGAUUAUAGAAAUGAAGCACAAGUUCAUCUUGAUAAAAUUUUGAAACCAUAUGAACAUGUUUUAGACCCUGAAUGGAAAAAUUUUAAAGAAGAUGAUGGAAUUUUUGCUGAAUGGGUUCAAGUUUCUAAUGAUGAAUGGGAAAAAAAUGAAGUUAGGAAAACUAUUUUGUAUUUACACGGUGGAGGUUAUUAUUUUCUUUCUAAAGAAUCUUAUCGUCCUAUUACAAGCUCUCUUGCUAAAUUAGCAAAUGCAAGAGUUUUAGCAAUCAAUUAUCGGCUUGCACCUCAAAAUCAAUUUCCUGCCGGAUUACAUGAUGCAUUGGCUGCUUAUUUAUAUCUUUUAAAUCCUCCAAAAGAUGCGGGAUUUGAACCUUUAAAUCCAAAAAAUAUUGUCUUUGCUGGUGAUAGUGCUGGAGGCGGUUUAAGUCUUGCUCUUGGUCUUGCUAUACGUGAUGCUGGUUUGUCAUCAUCGGCUGGUAUUAUCGGUUUGAGCCCAUGGGUUGACCUAACAGUUAGCACGCCUUCAAUAAUAAAUGACGAUUGUGCUGAUUUUGUUCCAAAUCAGAAAAGAGGUAGUGCUGUUAAUUUUGCAGAAUCUCCAGCUAGUAAAGAAUAUAAAGAAAAAGAUGCUGCUCUCGCAGAGAAGAUUAAGAACCAAAAUCUUGGUCCUAAAAUUUGGCAUGAUUCCUUUGAUAGACCUGAGGGAAGAUUACAAUUAUACGUAGCUAAUGAAGGUUUAGCAAUUCCAUAUGUUAGUUCAAUGUUAGCUGAUAGUUUAGGCGAUUUACCUCCUUUAUUAUUGAUUGCGGGAGAUGAUGAAAGAUUACGAGAUGAAUCAAUUUAUUUUGCUCAUAGAUCUGCUGAACCAACUAAAUAUAAGGGUCCAUCUUAUAAUGCUGGUAAAUUUGAAAAAUCUCCAUUCCAAACUCCGACGAAUACUACACUUGAAAUAUAUGAAGAAAUGCCUCACGUGUUCCAAAUGAUGAUGGAACAUGUUUGUUCUACGAAGUCAUAUGAACGUAUUGCUGAAUUCAUAAAUAGGGCGACGAAUAUUCAUAACGAACCUCUUCCUCCUUCUUCUUAUAAUUAUAUAAAUGUUAAAGGAGAAUUUGGUCCUUUAAAGGAACGUCAUGAAAAAGUUUUUAAUUGGGAAAAAAUUGGCAUUGUACCAAGCUAAUUAAACCACACGAAAUGAAUUGAAAUGAAUUCAACUAUUUCACGUAAAUUGUAAGUAAGUUAAUAAUAAAUUUUAAAUUGCGAAAUAAAUAAGAUUAUUUGAAGAUUUCUUUUUAGUACGUCGUGCCGAAACUUUCGUAUAUAUUACUGUAUAUUUCAUUUAUUUUCUUGAUUCAUG